Molecule: messenger RNA, 2517 nt
Organism: Pristis pectinata (smalltooth sawfish)
Lineage: Eukaryota; Metazoa; Chordata; Chondrichthyes; Rhinopristiformes; Pristidae
Product: extracellular calcium-sensing receptor-like
Exons: 7
Coding region: 184-2517 (777 amino acids)
Biological process (GO): G protein-coupled receptor signaling pathway
Cellular component (GO): membrane
Molecular function (GO): G protein-coupled receptor activity
Source: RefSeq, a predicted model, not a curated record
UCGACCUGUAAACUUUUCGGGGAGUUUCACUUACCUGGGCUGUACGAGGAUGGAGACAUCGUCAUUGGCGGUGUAUUCCCCGUCUACAACAAGGCUUUGGAGGAAGAGCCCUCUUUUAAAACCAGACCGACACCUUCGCGUUGUGUCAGUUUUGACCUCAGGGCAUUUCGCUGGACACAGAUCAUGAUCUUUGCCAUAAAGGAGAUAAACCAGGAUGAAAACCUCCUCCCGAAUGUCUCGCUUGGAUACAGGAUCCACGAUUCGUGCGCCUCGCCCUCGCAGUCAUUAAGAGCAGCCCUAACACUGGCUAAUGGGCAGGAGAAAGUUAUUCCAGAAGUUAAAUGCAAGGGAGUUGCUCCUAUUCCGGUCAUCAUUGGAGAAUCUGGAUCAUCCCAGUCCAUAUCUAUUUCAAGAGCAGUUGCACCCUUUGGAAUUUCAAUGGUUAGUUAUUUUUCUACCUGUGCAUGCCUUAGCAACAAACAAGAAUUCCCUACGUUUUUUAGAACUGUGCCAAGUGACUUAUUUCAAGCCAAGGCUUUAGCUCAGCUUGUAAAGCAUUUCGGCUGGACCUGGAUUGCAACCAUUGCAGGAGAUAAUGAAUACGGGCGAUAUGGGAUUCAAGCAUUUAGUGAGAAAGUAAAGCAAGAUGGAGUCUGCAUUGCUUUUUCAGAAACGGUCCUCAGAACAUAUCCCAAAGAAAGGAUACUCAAGAUUGUAGACACCAUAAAAACGUCAACUGCAAAGGUUAUCCUGGCUUUUGCCUCUGAGGGCGAUCUUUACCCUUUGCUGAGAGAAAUUGUGCAGCAGAACAUUACUGGGAUUCAAUGGAUAGCAAGUGAAGCCUGGAGUACAGCUGCAAGACCAUCUACAUUGCACAAUUUCAAAUCCCUCGGGGGCACAAUAGGAUUUGCAAGUCAUAAAAUGAAAAUCCCCGAAUUCAGAAAAUUUCUUUUAAGUCUACGGCCUUCAAAUUCAACUGAUAGUUUUAUGAAUGCUUUCUGGGAAACUAUAUUUGGUUGCACAUUUAAGGCAGAUAUGUAUGACUCUAUGUUCAAUAGAUGCUCGGGGAAAGAGAAUUUACAGAAGGUGAAUAAUUCCUUCUUUGACAUCAGUGAAUUAAGAGUAUCCUAUAACGUUUACAAAGCAGUUUACGCCAUAGCCCAUGGACUCCACAGCUUGCUAUUUUGUCAAGAUAAAUCAUUGGGAGCCACUCUCUGUGCCAAUGUUUCAAACAUCGAGCCAUGGCAGCUCUUCCAUCACUUGAAGGACAUAAGAUUUACAAACCGCCUUGGAGAAAACGUAUAUUUUGAUCAGAAUGGGGACCCCCCUGCAUCAUAUGACCUUAUAAACUGGCAGUUGAAUGACAAGGGUUUGGUUGAACAUGUAACAGUUGGUUAUUUUGAUGCAUCUGCAGAACCAGGAAAAGAGUUUAUGAUAAAUGAAGAUAUUAUUCUGUGGCAUGGGAACCAAAGCACACAAGUGCCACAGUCCAUCUGCAGUGAAAGCUGCCCACCUGGCACUAGAAAGGCUGUGCAAGAUGGACAACCCAUUUGUUGCUUUGACUGCAUCUCAUGCGCUGAAGGUGAAAUCAGCAAUGCAACAGAUUCAGUCGAAUGUGUGAAAUGCCCCUUGGAAUAUUGGUCGAGUGAGGACAGAAAACAGUGUGUACUCAAAGAAAUCGAGUUUCUUUCCUUUGAAGAUACUAUGGGAAUUAUACUGAUGAUUGUGGCAUUAUUUGGAACAUUCAUCACUCUCGUUAUGCUGUCUGUCUUCCUGUAUUGCAAGGACACACCCAUCGUUAAAGGCAAUAACUCUGAACUAAGCUUCCUGUUGUUGUUUUCCUUGCUACUCUGUUUUCUGUGCUCUCUCACCUUCAUUGGCAAGCCGUCCGUCUGGUCAUGUGUACUGCGGCACACGCUGUUCGGCAUUGCGUUUGUCCUCUGCGUGUCCUGCAUUCUGGUGAAAACGAUCGUUGUGCUGAAGGCAUUUAAGGCAACUGUUCCUCAGAAGAGCACAAUGAAAUGGUUCGGGGCUGCCCAACAAAGAUCCAUUGUUUGUGCGUGUACUCUCAUCCAAGUUCUGAUCUGUGUCACGUGGCUUGCAAUGGCUCCACCAUUCCCAGCAAAAAACAUGAGACAUCAUAACGCAAAGGUUAUCCUGGAGUGUGAUGUGGGAUCUCCAAUAGCUUUCUAUUGUGCAUUAGGGUACAUUGGUGUUUUGUCUGGCUUGUGUUUCGUUCUGGCUUUUCUAGCUAGAAAACUACCAGGUAACUUCAAUGAGGCUAAACUCAUAACCUUUAGCAUGCUUAUCUUCUGUGCUGUUUGGCUGACAUUCAUUCCAGCCUACGUCAGCUCACCUGGUAAGUACACCGUCGCUGUUGAGACCUUUGCAAUUUUGUCAUCCAGCUUUGGCUUGCUUUUCUGCAUCUUUGUUCCCAAGUGCUACAUUAUCUUGUUCAAACCAGAGAACAAUACAAAGAAAAGUCUGAUGGGGAAAGGCCCUUCCAAAAACAGUUAA